Molecule: messenger RNA, 1632 nt
Organism: Cordyceps militaris CM01
Lineage: Eukaryota; Fungi; Ascomycota; Sordariomycetes; Hypocreales; Cordycipitaceae
Exons: 4
Coding region: 1-1632 (543 amino acids)
Source: RefSeq, a predicted model, not a curated record
AUGCCUUUCGACUUUGCACCCACGAGGCAUUACCCUCACGACGUCGCGUAUCCCAUAUCCGCAAGGGCAGAUGUCUGCGUUAGUUUCCUCCGUGCAACUGCUACUCUGCGGAUCGAGCCGCGGGACAGGCGCAGGAGCGAGAGGGCGUGUCGUAGGUUUCGCGACUGGGCUGACUCGCUCGAUGUUUGGGCCGAAAACGGCCCAAAUCUGGACUCGUUGCUAGAUGCAUCCAGAGGAAAGCUUCGCUUCUUUAUAGAAGCCUACCUAGACUCGAUAAGAAAACACCUUGUGCUUGUUCUGCAAUCGGGCACGAUGAAAGACCACGCAUCAACGACCGAAAAUCAUUUUGAUACUCAAUUCACCGAAAUAGAAAAUGAGCUCACAACACUCGAAAAUUUCACCAAACUUUUAUUACUGCACACCAAGGCUGGGCUUGGGUGUCGAGUGGCGCAGUACCGAAAGAGAUACGAGCACCAUGGCUUCAACAAAGGAGUGAUGGAAUAUCUCCGCCAUCAGUUUCCAUACCUGGAGCCCAAAGUUCCAGACCAGAUGUCGUCUCCUUGGUGGGAAAGGUUGGGGAUGAAAUGGUUCAAUGCAGAAAAACGUGUGCUGCCAGCGGCAUGGGAUCCCGUCGACAAACCUGCCGGUCUGUUCAAGGCCUUGGCAGAUGCGGUUCUCUUCACUCACUACAAGACACUCUACGAAAGAGACUGUGGUGAGAAAGAGCGCAUCCAUGCCAGAACUCCCAGAAUUGCGGCAUUAAGGUUGCCCGUUGAAGAAAGUACCAUGGCAUCAGGGAACCAGCCUCCGUGUCCAAUCUGCGGAGAGGCUUGUUCCGACGCCUCAGCCAACCAGGAUCCAAAAAUUCGAGCCUACCCACCAUCGUUCGAAACCGCUCAAGAGUGGAAAGAUCACAUGCGAUGUCGCCAUGGGUCGGAUUGGGUCAGUCAUUUCCAAAAGAAUGUGCAGUGGAUGUGUCCAACGUGCAAAGGUGUCUCCCCAGUCGAGUUCGAGUCGGAAGAAUUGAUGGCUCGAGAUUUGGUUCAUCAUCUGCAACACUAUCACGGCAGGAAUGAUGACGAAGAGACAGCAAGCCUAGCGCGGCUAAGUCGCACGUCUUGUCCUCGACCCCAAGACACUUGCCCGAUUUGCGGAACGUGUUAUCCGGAGCAGCCUGGCAGCUCACAGGACGACAAGCAUCACCACCAAGCACUGCACAGCGAACGUCGGCUACUCACUGCUGAAGACUGCAUCGCCAUUCACAUGCUCGAGCUGUCCCAGAAAUUCACUUACCCCGAACUGAAAUUUCCAGACAACAUGCCCCCGCCUUUGAUCCAUUCCUGCUCCACGGCAUCAUCUCCAUACUCCUCAUUCAGUGAAAAGGACACUUUUGUUGCUGAUGCGCCAGGGGAUUUCCAUGAACCAUCCUUGUCCUCGUCUAUCGGAAACGAAGAUUUCCCGUUCAAGUCGACGUCCGCAAUCAAUGGCCCGGUUGUUGAUCCCGGCAAGACUCAUUCUGAAGCCGUUUUCAGCGUCAUGGUCUACCCACAGCGACAUGGCCCCCUUGCGCUCCAACGCACCCAGAUACAGGGUGUCCCUCUCAACAAGCAAUUAUUUCUUUCCGCCUGGUAA